UACAGUUCGCAGACGUUUGCCAACACUAUUUAAAUACCACGAUAUUUACGAGUUCAAUCAAACAAAAAAUCAAACACAAAUAAAAAUAAUUUAAGCAAUAAUUGAGUUUUUAACAUAAGCGCCAAUCGAUUUAUAUCUCAUAAGCAACAUAUUCGACAUCCAAAUAACCUAACUUGUCUUUGCUGGAUGGCCAAAUAAGACCAGAAUAGUGUAGACUACGGUGGCACACAAAACAAAAAAAAAACAAGGAAGAUUUGUCGUAUCAGGCAAACAAACAAUCCACAAAAUCAUGAAGGAGAAAUUUAGAAGAUAUCGAGAGAUACCAUACAUACUAAACGGUGAGAUCUUCCAGAUCGAGACUCAGCACGGCGAUAAUGUGACAGCCCGAUGCAAUUUUUGUCCUACUACUCAUCUUACGUUUCGCGGCAAUCUAAACUCCACUGGUAAUUUUCAUAGACAUAUCAAGCGUGCUCAUCCAUAUUUACUUCCUGAGCUGCGUGAUAUGAAGGAGGCAAAGGCUGAACAACGCAAGAUAAUGAGGGCUGAGAGAAAACGAAACGGUAACAGCAUUGAAAUUAUUUAUCAACUCGGAGAUGAUGAUGAGGAAGAUGAUGAUGAUGUUGACGGCGACGGCGACGAUGAUGAUGUUGCCGCCGAUGAUGCUACGUCCAUCUCGUCUAUUGAGCAAGAACCUCCAGAACUACAAACUACUUUGGACAGAGAUGAAACCCUAACAACAAGCUUACUACAUGAAUUGCGAUCUUUGCCAGAAAGCAAGGCAAAUAAACUGCGGGAUCGUUUGCAGCAAAUGUUAGAAGAAGCCCGUAAGAACCCAAGAAAGCUGUCGGCAUUAAGAAAAUGAAAAAAUAUAAAAUUAAGAUGAUU
Drosophila innubila is the source of this 885-nucleotide messenger RNA. RefSeq lists its product as uncharacterized. Gene Ontology annotation, molecular function: DNA binding. The record is from RefSeq and is a predicted model, not a curated record. NCBI's taxonomy places the organism in Eukaryota, Metazoa, Arthropoda, Insecta, Diptera, Drosophilidae. The transcript has 2 exons. Bases 290 to 862 code for a protein of 190 amino acids.